Morus notabilis is the source of this 429-nucleotide messenger RNA. RefSeq lists its product as uncharacterized. The transcript has a single exon. Lineage: Eukaryota; Viridiplantae; Streptophyta; Magnoliopsida; Rosales; Moraceae. The record is from RefSeq and is a predicted model, not a curated record. Bases 1 to 429 code for a protein of 142 amino acids.
AUGGGCAUUUGUGCUUCGUCUGAAACUCAAAGCAAAAGAUCAAGGAGAGAUGAAAGAAGACCAUCAUCAUCAUCAAUCACGGAUCGAAUCAGACGGGUGCCAAGAAGCAGCAGCAAAGUGAUCCACGCCGUCGAUGGGCGACUUCAGGAGUACAAGCCUCCGAUCCAAGCCAAGCACGUAACCUCAAAGUACCAGAGCUGUUUCCUCAGCAGCUCCGAAUCCAUGUCGAUCGGCACGUGCGUCCCACGUGUCCCCGACGAUGAAGAUCUCCAACCGGGCCAAAUCUACUUCCUUUUUCCAGAAUCUCAGGCCCAAAAGCCCCUCUCUUUACCUGACCUCUGCUCUCUCGCCAUCAAGGCUAGCUCGGCUCUUUCCAAAUCCGGCGUUGACUUUUCCUCUAACACCCCCAAGUUGACCACUCCCCGGUGA